AUGUUUUGCCGCGCUGUCGCCGUUGUCCGUGCCGGGAGCUGCCACCGGCGCUUCGCCUCGUCGUCGUUCAUCGACGUCUACAACGAUGUGCGCAACCACGCGGAGACGCACCACACGAUCAAGGUCGCGCGGCUCACGCAGCUCUUCAAGGCCGCCACCACGAAGCGCGAUGUGAUCGACGCGGUCCAAGUCCUCCGCCUCUUUGAGACGCGGUACAUUGAGCCUGUCCAGGAGACCGCGGGCGAGUUCAUCAAGAAGUGCAUCCAAGUCGACGCCGGCGACGUGGCACUCAAGGUGUUCCAGAACCACUCGCGCCUCGGGCUCCACGUCAACACGGGCUCGCUCAACAAGCUCCUCGUCUACUUUUACGACAAGAAGGAGUUUAGCAACGUGCUCAGCUUGUACCGCGAGAUGAAAGCGUACGAAGUCAAGUUCAACAAGGACACGUACAACGUUGCGAUUCGCGUUCAAUUGCUUCAGUUUGCAGCGACCAAGAACGAAAUCAAGCGCUACACGUGCAACUACGUUCUCAUGGAGCUCGUCAAGCGCGGCCUUCACGACAAGGUUGAGAUCGUCGCCAAGUGCAUGACCACCUACGGCAUCGCGGCCAACGACACCACCAAGCACCUCGCGGGCCCGACGUCCGACUAA
This is a messenger RNA of Saprolegnia parasitica CBS 223.65, 651 nucleotides long. RefSeq lists its product as hypothetical. The record is from RefSeq and is a predicted model, not a curated record. The transcript is spliced from 4 exons. Gene Ontology annotation, molecular function: protein binding. NCBI's taxonomy places the organism in Eukaryota, Oomycota, Saprolegniomycetes, Saprolegniales, Saprolegniaceae. The coding region runs from base 1 to 651 and encodes 216 amino acids.